AUGGAUCGACAAUCUCCAUUCGACUAUAUGAUGGCUGAAGGUUAUGACGAAAAAAAUAGAAGUCAUGAACGUUGGGAAGUCAAGACUGUUAAAUCCUAUGCAACAAAAAAAAUAAGUCAAAUCCAAUGUACCAGUACCAGCAAAGAACUUGUAUCUAAGACUGCAACUAAUUUAGAAGAUAGUCAAAUUCAAUGUAUUCAUCCCAGUACCAGCGAAGAACUUUUAUCUAAGACUGCAACUGAUGUAGAAGAAAAUGCUGAUGUAGUUUUGACAACUAUUUCUGACAACUAUUGGAAAAAUGAUCCUAAACAUUUUUUGAGUAUGAAACAACAAAUAUCUCCAGAAUUGAAAAAUGAAAUUUUAAAGUGGGGUCCAUGUCAACCCGUGGCUUAUGAUUUACCAGGUAAAGCAUUUAAAAAGAACAAAAACGGUCAUCAUUUCAAUAGCUCAUGGUAUUAUAAUAUAUUGGACGAUGGCAGUAAAAUCCAUCGUGAUUGGCUAUCUUUCUCACCAAAUUUGGACAAAGCUUUUUGUUUGCAUUGCAUGUUGUUUGGAAUAAACUUAAAUAGUAUGUCUCCUAUGGCCUGGACCAAGAAAGGUUUUUCUACCUGGAAAAAUGGGAGUAUGUGUAUAAAAUCACAUGAAUGUUCAGAAGAUCAUAUAACUUCUUCAAUUAAAGUAAAAACAAGAAAAACUUGUCUCCCACUUUUACCUUUACUAGAAAAUAGAAAGAAAAUGGAAAUUGCACAAAAUCGACAAACAGUUUCUGAUUUGAUUAAUGGGACAAUUUUUUUAGCUCAGCAUAACAUGGCUUUCCGUGGACAUCGUGAAAAUUGGUCACGUAAACAUUCCAAAGGAAAUUUUAAAGACUUAGUCCUUUUAAUGGCUCAACAUUCAUCAUCACUUCAACAACAUGUUGAAUUUAUUAAAUCAAGUGGGAAAAAAGAAGUUUCAUUUUUAAGUUGGAGGCGACAAAAUACACUAAUAGAGUGUAUAUCAUAUAAUAUUGCAUUAACAAUUCAAGAAGCUAUUAAAACAUCUGGAGUUUUCAGCAUAUCAAUAGAUUUAACGUUUGACUCGGCGCGUAAAGAACAAGUUUCUUUCAUUGUUCGAUAUGUAUGUAAAACUACUGGCGUAGUGAAUGAAAGGUUAAUUGCUAUGCUAAUGGCUAAAAAUAAUUUGGAUUGGAUUAACAACUUAGUAGGACAGUCUUAUGAUGGCGCUGCUAAUAUGCGUGGUGAGUAUACAGGUGUGCAAUCCUUAAUUAAAAAUGAAAAUAAAUCAGCAAUAUAUGUAUGGUGCCACGCCCAUCGCUUGAAUUUAAUAGUUAAAGAAGCAGUUUCUUCUUGCACAGAUGCAGUAAACCUCUUUGGUAAUCUCGAAACUUUAUACUCCUUUGUUUGGAAUGCAAAAAAAAGAGUUGAAUUAUUUCGUUCAAACCAAAAAAAAUACUCUUCAGCACAAAAAAAUUUGGCUCUUAAACGUGUUAACACCACACGCUGGUCAUCACAUUCAGCUGCUUUAAAUACAGUUUUGACCUCUCAUAAUGCUGUGAUUGAGACCCUGACCACAAUUAAACUUUCUGAAGGUCCUGGAGACGCCAAGACAGGAGCUGCAGCUAGUGCUGCAACAAAUUUGAUAGAAAGUGCUAAACAUAAAAUUAAAUUAUUAAAUGAUAGAAGUUUAAAUGCUUUUCAAGACAUUAUAAAGGAAGCUGAUCAAUUUGUAAUUGAUUCGGAACAAGAAUUUACUCCAAUAGUAGUAUCUAGACCAAAACGAUGCCCAAAAAAAUCAGGUGAGUUAAGUAAAGAUACUCCCAUAUUAGACCCUGUGAAACAAAUUAGAAUAGAAUGUUUUAAUAAAACACUUGAUAUUAUUCAAAUGGAUUUUAGUGAACGUUUUAAUAUUAAUGAGACUGGCUUAAUGAAAGAUCUAUCACUAAUUUCAAGAAGGAGAAUUAUGGAAGUGAGAAAAAAUCCAGAAACUCUUCCAAAAGAUGCUUUUAUUAUAGUCUGUGAAAUAUACUCAAAAUAUCUGAACAGAGAGAAAUUUAGCUUAGAUAUGGAUUUAUAUUCUAAUUGUGAUGCAGAUAAUACUACACAAUCUUCAUUUUCACAAGAAAACUCAGGAAGUCUGGGGGAUUUGUUCUCUAUAUUUUGUUUGGAAAAUCUACAGAUCACAUUUCCUACUCUCUAUGUUUUACUACAUUUGGCAAUUACAUUGCCGGUUUCAAGCUGUAGCGUGGAAAGGAGUUUCUCCAAACUAAAACUUGUGAAGACCAAACUACGAACAACUAUAACUGAAGAAAGACUGGAAAAUCUUAUGCGAAUUUCAUGUGAGCAAGAUGUUGAUAUAGAUAAUGAAAAAAUUAUUAAUUUAUUUGCCCAAAAAAGUAAUGUUUUGUCAAAGGCUUUACUCUUUUAA
Molecule: messenger RNA, 2424 nt
Organism: Myzus persicae (green peach aphid)
Lineage: Eukaryota; Metazoa; Arthropoda; Insecta; Hemiptera; Aphididae
Exons: 7
Coding region: 1-2424 (807 amino acids)
Molecular function (GO): protein dimerization activity
Source: RefSeq, a predicted model, not a curated record